GGGGAGGAGCCGAAGCGCGGCGGAGGAGGAGCCGCUGCAGCCCCAGCCUGCGUGCGUCAGGUCCUGCGGGCAACUCGGCAAAGUUCAGGGAAGGCAGGAAAGCGGCGCCUUUGAGGCGAGAGACCAGGCGAGCCCAGCCCAGCCCCGAGCGAGGUCGGGGGUGGGGGGGCUUCCCCAGUCCUCGCUUUAGAGGGUGCGAGCGAAGGCAUCUCCCCGGGGGAAAAGUUUCUGGCGGGGCCGGGAGCGGACGGCUGGACUGAAGAAGCGGGUCCCAUGGAGGGACGGGAGCUGCAGGAACAGCCGCCCGAGCCGGAGGGACGCCAAGGCGUGCAGCCCUGAGCGGCGGCGCACGGUUCCUCGGGUCUCCAUGGGCGCGGGCGGCGUGCCUUAGGGAGGCAGGCGGGCGGCCGCCUCGGUGCCGUCAUGGCCAAAUGGCUGAACAAAUACUUUAGCCUGGGCAAUAACAAGACCAAGAGCCCUCCGCAACCGCCCCGUCCGGACUAUCGGGACAAGCGGAACGGCACGGCGGGAGCGGGAGGCGGAGGGCAUCACAACCACAACCACAACCAUCACCAUCACCACCACCACCACCACACGUCGCCGUGCUUCCCGCGCCACGACACCAGCGACCUGCUCCGCGCCUACCGCGCUCAGAAGGAGCGCGACUUCGAGGACCCUUACAGCGGGCCGGGCUCGUCGCUGCGCAAACUGAGAGCGCUCUGCCGAGCCGAGUAUUGCGCGCCGGAGGAGCUGCUGGUGGAGUCGGCCGGUCCCAAGCCCUUCUCGUCCUCGUCCUGCUGCGGCGGCGGCGGCGGAGGUGUAAGCAGCGGCGGGAGCAGCGCCGCCGUCGCCUCCGCCCCCACCCCCUCGACGGCCUCGGCUUCGCCUCAGCUCUUCCGCAGCCACAGCGAACGACGCGCUGCCACCCCGCCCGACUCCGCGUCGGUCAAGUACAUUUCCCCCAAGCACCGGCUAAUCAAAAUAGAAAGCAACGAAGGUGGUAAGGGCGGCAGCGGCGUCCCCAUCACCUGGAGCCCGCCGGGAAUUGGCGGAGCCGGACAGAAGAAGCUCAACAAGUGUGGCGAACAAGGGGAGGGCGGCGGUGGCAGCGUCUCUUUAACCAAGAAGGAGAAAGUUUUAAUAGCUGAUGACUAUUCUGAUCCAUUUGAUGCCAAGAGUGAAGUCAAUAAAAUGGGCAAAGGAGAAAACACUGGCUAUAUGGAGCCAUAUGAAGCUCAGAGGAUCAUGACAGAGUUACAGAGGCAAGACAGUGUGAAGCCCCAGCAAAAAGACAUCCAGCUAUAUGACACACCUUACGAACCUGAAGGCAAUGGUGUGGAGUCUGAUUCAGAAAGUGCUGUGAGUCAACGCCUGAGAGAGAGCAAGUUGCCACAGGAUGAUGAUAGGCCUGCAGAUGAGUAUGACCAGCCAUGGGAAUGGAAUAAGGUCACCAUUCCUGCUUUGGCAGCCCAGUUCAACGGGGGAGAGAUAAGGCAAUCUUCACCUUCUCCAUCUUCAAGUGAUCGGCGCCGACAGCUUCGGGCACCUGGGGGAGGCUUCAAACCCAUCAAACAUGGUAGCCCAGAAUUCUGUGGAAUCUUGGGAGAGAGAGUGGAUCCAACUAUUCCACUGGAAAAACAGAUAUGGUAUCAUGGAGCAAUCAGUCGGACAGAUGCAGAAAACCUCUUGCGCUUGUGUAAAGAAUGUAGUUAUCUAGUGAGGAACAGCCAAACAAGCAAGCAUGACUAUUCACUUUCUUUAAAGAGUAACCAAGGGUUCAUGCACAUGAAGUUGGCAAAGACCAAAGAGAAGUAUAUUUUGGGUCAGAACAGCCCCCCCUUUGACAGCGUGCCUGAGGUUAUUCACUACUACACUGCAAAGAAACUGCCUAUCAAAGGAGCUGAACAUUUGUCACUCCUCUACCCUGUAGCUGUCCGGACCUUAUAAUUGUUCUAUGCACGCUCCUUCCUGUGGAUUGGAGAUGAAGGCUGCAGCAGCAGAAGGAUCCCUGCAUUGGCAUCAGCAGCAUUUCUUGGAAACAAAGGACCCCUUUCGGUCUUUCCAGAAACAGACUGUUGUAUAGUAGUAUGAGUGGAAUUGUUGCACUACUUUGCAUGUCCUGUGUGGAAACGUUGGCUUCUAUUUAUAUGAGAGAAAAUGGAUUCAGAAGUAGAAGAAAUGCAUCUUUUUCCAGGAAUCCCACCCUCCCACGCUCCCAGAAAUGGAAAUCUUGCCAAACCCAAAGAAAGCUCUUGAAAACUUUCUGCCUGUGGGCCCACAACAUGCUUCCUUCCUAGCUGUUUUUUGGGGGGGGAAGAAUACAUUGACUGAAUCUGCAAAUGGACUCAUUCCCUUCUGGGAGCAGAGUGGAAGGGGAAAAGAAAACUGGCUUUGCUACACACUCCAGACUUGGGAAUUACGUAUUACACAGUCAACCCCAGAUUUGUGUUAUUGUUUUCAUGCGCAAAUUAACCCAACACGAAGACCCUCCCCUCCCAGUUUGUUUGUUGUUGUUGUUUUUUUUGGUCUUAAUGAGGAUAUCAUUUUAAAGAUCUCAAUGAGUAAUUUUGCAAUGGCAGAAAGUGUUUGGUUAUUUAUGAAUAGGGUAUGUACUUAAAUAGUGGUUUAAUAUAUAUACAUAUAUAAUUAUAUUUUUAUUCCCCUCUCCUUAUGCGGGGGGGAGGGGUACAACAAUAAAGCUCUAAGGGUCUUUUUGUGCCGAUUCCUAAUUUAAAGGUAAUGACUCAGUUCUGUUUUUUGUUGUGUACGUACAAUGUAAGUGGUGAUGGUUCAUUGAUUUCCCAAGGAAGGUCAGGGUGGCAAGGGUUGAUGUUUACAUGACCAUAUUUCAGACCUAAUGACCCUUCCACAGGCAGGCUUCCUCAAGUUGAUAAUGGCAUCCGUGUGAAGAGUGGCCCCACCUCAGGGAUAUGGGGAAAACCCAUGGAUAACUUUCUGUUGUUGUUUCUCAAAAUUACUAAUGCGUAACAAAAUGUAAAUCAGGCCCACUUUGUCCGUGUCCCCCCCCACUCCAUUUUUUUUUGUCAUGCACAGAAAUAGGGAUAGUUUCUGUACUCCACCCAUCUUGUCACUUUCUUCAUAACCAUUUGGAAUAAUUGCUUCCAAAGCUCUCUUAUCCUUCACACUGUCACAACGCUUGGCUUCUACCUCAUUUAUAAAGUAUAGGCCCAUCUCUCUUUUUCUGCCAGGUCUGGCAUGUAUUUUUCCCCUCAUAAAACCAAUUUAAUUGGCAGCCUCUUGAUGUGCUUCUCCUUCUUUUAUACUAAUGGCAAAUACAUCUUACAGAACCAGUUUUCCCCUUUAAAACAACCAAUAAACUGGAUUUAAGAUAGGAAGAAGCACAUCAUACUGGUGUCAGAUGUUCAACCAGCCACAAUUUAAUAAAUGUGUUAAAAUACCAAGCCCCAAUCUUCCGCAUCAUUCUUGUUUAUAGCACUACCCAUUUCUACAUUGGUGAUCUGAGUCAAGAUUCAAAUUUGCAGUUUUCACUGUCUCUUUGUUGCAAUAACACUGUAAAAUUAACAUUUUAACUAGACUGCCUUCGAAAACUACAACUCCCUUUCAUUCAUAUGCUGGUUUAGAAGUAUAAUGGAAUAAUUGUUACUCCAGUGACUGUGUAAAAUACUGGUUUGUUGUACUAUACAAUGUGAAAAACAAAGUCCUCAGAUGAUCUGAUUUAUAAAUAGUAUCUUUGUUGCCUGAUUCAUUUUCGUCCAUUAUAGACCAUUUUUCAGUAUGGUAUGAAUGACAGAAUUCUGAUUUACCUGUUUGAUAACAAAGAAAUAAAUCUCUGUAAAAUGCGUGUUGAAUUGGCUGCCACUAAUGUAAAAGAAUGUUCAAAAUAAUUUUGCAUGCCAAGUGUCCCUGUUGCUAUUUGUUUUUUAACAGAUACUGUGGGAUUUUCUCCCUUAAAUGAAGUAAAAAAAAACAUUUUAAACAAAACAAAACAAAAUCAAAACACUUGAGUUCCUUUUUUAUUUUCUUCUCAGGUUUUCUCCAUAGAAUGCAUCUUUGCUCUACACAACUUCCAGAAUCCCCAGUUAUUUAAAUAAUGGUCUACAAUUUAAUCUCAGUUAGCUUCAUAUAUGAAAACAUGUAAAAAGUUACAGCAGAAUUCAUUCACUUAAGGUGCGUUCAGCCAUUGUUGGAACCAUUUUUGUAGCCGCUUUUUCAAUUUGUUAUAGAAUGCAGACUAAAUUUUGUAAAGUCCCUGGAUUCUGAAGAGCAGUCUGAUCUAGUGGUUAAGUCACCAGGGUAGAAACCAGGAGAGGUGAGUUCUAGUCUCAUUUUAGACAUGAAAGCCAACAAUGACUUUGGGCCAGUCACAUUAUCUCAGCCCCACUCAUCUCACAGGGUUGUGGGGAAACUAAGAGGAAAGAGUAUUGGGUAUUUUCGCUGCCUUGAGUUAUUUAUUUAAAAAAGGCAGGAUUUUCUUUAAAAUCUAAUAAAUAAAUAAAAACUUGGUACCUACAUACCACAGUUUGCCAGCAUACUUAAUUGUUUCAAGGGCUGAUUGUUCCUGGGCCUCUCAAAUAUCAGAAGGAAUAAAACAAGUUUUUACCUGCCCAUAAGGUGAGAGCACUCCAGUAUCCCAAUAAAGGAGAAUAUUUGUAGCUCAGGAUUGAAAUGAGAGGUCCUUGGUGCUCUCUAUGCUUGGUUGUUUUUGUUUUGUUUUUUUGCAGAGGUUUCAAUAUUCAAACUAGAAAACAUCAGUGCUAGGUAACAUCAUCAGUAUUAGGACGGAUGAUAUUACCUCGUUUGGGUAAUGAAACAUCUGCAAGAAAACAACCAAGCUCAGAGAGCACCAAGGACCCCUCACUCUGGUGUUUCUUUUCCAGCCACAACAAAAUAAAUCAUGGAAUGCCUUUAUUGAAGGCAUUUCUAUGCCACAACAUGUAAUACCAGCCUCCAACAUGACUUCACUUCAACCACUAUUCUGGAAUGCCAUUAAGCAAUUCUUGUAGAGGGAUUUGGAAUCCAAUGUUUACUACCUAAACCCUUCAUACCAGAAGGAAAAAAACCUUUAUUUUCAGACAUUAUUUCAACUUUCUCAUUUAAAUCUUUCCUUUGUAUAAAAUUCAUUUGUCAUUGAAAUUAUUUUAGCCUAGUUACUAAUUUCAGAGGACCAAAUUUCCAUGACUCUGAAUUGUAGUGGUAUAGCUGUGCUACCUGAAUCACAAAAAUAUUGAAUUGGCCUGAAGACAAGAGGAAUCUAUUGGUUCUCCAUAACUACUACUUUUAUCAUAGUAUAAAUUAUCUCAUCCUUCAAUCUUCUAUUUCAGUUUUUCUUCUUCUGAGAAAAUCUGGACACCUGGAACUACUAGGAAAAGCAGGACCAAGUCAAUGCUGGUCACUUACAGGAGCUCAGCCAUACUGAGUUGCCUCCUUUCAAGAGAAAGAGAUUGAGAUUCCCUCUUUUGAAUGUGGAACUUAUGUCCAGUCUUGACUCGCCCUUAUUUUGAAUCCCUUCUCAAUACUCUAGACCAGGGGUUUCUGGGAGUUGAAGUCCACAAGUCUUAAAGUUGCCAAGGUUGGAGAUCCCGACUCUAGACAAUAGAUACGAACCUGUAUAAUAUACUCUGCACCAACACAAUUAAAUUCUGCACCCAAUGAAGUUGAUUUAAAAAGAGUUCAUUGAACAUAUAAAUUAUGAAUGCAGUUUUGAAUCCUCUCCUCAGUUUGAGGAAGAAACUGGCUUUGGAAGACCCCAGGGCACAGGAGACCCUCUCAUAAACACCAAGUACAUUUCUAGCUUCAGAUAAGGAUAGCGCUAUUAUCGCUAUUCAUCUAAGCAUAUAUUUACAGGAUAUAAAGCAGAUGGAUAGUGUACUUAAUAGUUUGUCUUUCAUCAGCCUGGGGCUCCAAACAUGCAACACUCACUACCUUCUCCUUCUUCCAGAGCAAUAACAAUAACUCACUUGUCCUCAUUGUCACUUGUAACUCGCAUACAGAGGCAACACCUGGUAUAUCUAAAGCAACCAAACCUUAGCAGAGCUGGUUAAUGCUUGGCUGGAAAGUCACUACAAAAGCCCAGGGUGUAGGUUCAAGAGUGACUAUGGCAAACUAUUACUUCUCUAUAAAUCGUGAAACCUGGCAUGAAACCUGACUCAAGUUUGUAUCUUUUCUCCCAGCUUUCACCCCAGAUAUUCUAGAAGGAGCAGGCAGGGAAAGCAGAAUAUGUUCAGUCUUAAGGAGACAAGUUUACAAUCACUUUAGUUAUUUUCAUGUCUCUUCUGCUUUCAUGCCAGAGAGGCAACCUUUCCUUUCCUUAGCCUUGAUUGCCCUUGGGAAGCUUCCUUCAACAUUUUUACUUUUUGCUUGACCUACUAGUCAAAGAUAACACAGUGUCACAUCAUUCCCUAGGUUCUUGAUGCCAGCAGUAUCUCACACCCAGUCUGAUCUGGUUUCUAAUGGCCAUGUCAAUCACAGUGCACGAAACGCUACAAGGUAGUCUCAGCUUGUUAGAAAUCAUCACCUCAUAUGGUUGUUUUUUAGCAGGUCUGCAUCAAAACAGAUUUUUUUGGCCCUCCCAUGAUCUGUCCAAUCUGUAUGGGCAACAGAUUGCACUCAUUUCUAUAUCCGCCUUUGCUAAUUUUGUGUGGGACUUCACUUCACCCUGGAACUGAGAAGAUGGGGCACCUUUUAAAAGCAUCUUCCCAUGCCCAGCAGUUAUGAAGGGUCAUUUUCUUCUACCCAUUUGCACAUUAAUUAGCAUAGCAGCUAAUCGCACCAUUGGUGUUUAAAUUAUGUCUGUUUAUUUAAAUUACUUUUACAUGCAUAUUCACUCAAAUGUGUGUUUUGCAUUCUAUUUUUAUGCUUUAAAAAAAAAGCCAAGAACUAUUGCUGGAGAACUUGCAAAAUAAGUAAGUGGCAAACAAUUCUGAUCUGAGAUGAUUCUGGGAUCAGAAUUUGCAAAACCCUGAUCCUUGAGCAGCUACAUGGCCAGAUAACUUUCAAAGCUCUGUCUUUAAUUAGUUGCUGUAAUUUGCUACUGCAGCCUCUGCCAUCAUUCUACUGUGCAUUUUUCUUCCAAUACUAAUUAUGAAUGUUGAGCUGUUAUUACCAUGAAUCGAAUUUCAAUUUUUAUAAUUGUAAUGUGAUUAAACUUCAAUGGAUGUUAGCUAAGAAGACCUCCUCA
Molecule: messenger RNA, 7159 nt
Organism: Pantherophis guttatus
Lineage: Eukaryota; Metazoa; Chordata; Lepidosauria; Squamata; Colubridae
Gene: SHB
Product: SH2 domain containing adaptor protein B
Molecular function (GO): phosphotyrosine residue binding
Source: RefSeq, a predicted model, not a curated record